GGGGCUGGCGGCCGCACGCGCCGUGGCCGGGGCAAGAUGGCGGCGCGCAGCGGGCUGGAGGCCGCGCUGAGGGUGGCGGGCGCUGCCGCCGCGCGGCCCGAGCAGUUCCUGAGUGUACAAGAUGGGCUGGCUGCUGAGUUCAGAGCGUUAACAAAGACUCUAUACGAUUUAAAUAAAGCUCUGGGAAGCAAUAUAGUUCGUGGGAGCCCUCUAAAAGAGCUGGUGAUAGAAAAUUUUGAUGAAGAACAGAUUUGGCAACAACUAGAGCUCCAGAAUAAUGCAAUUCUUGAUUUCUUCAAGAAAUCCAUUGCAAGGGAUGCCAACGAUAAAGAUCUUUGCCUUGUCUCAGACCGGGAAGAUGAUGGCUCUGAUGCAGAGGCUAGCAGUGAUAAUGAAUUGGAAGACAUAAUGGAAGCAGAAACUGAACAGGAGAAUGUUUCUACAAAACAAGAAACUAAAGCUAAAGAAAAGCAAAGUAAACCCAAAGAAACCAUAACGCAGAAGUACAGUGAUGAGGAUUCUGAUGUUGACUUUGAUAUUGAUGCACUAGAAGAACAAACUAAAAUAGCAAAGGAAACAACGCUGAAAAAAAAAGGAAGGAAAUCUGUAGUGGAUGACAAGUUUUUCAAGCUGGCUGAGAUGGAAGCUUUUUUAGAACAUGCAGAGAAGGAAAAUAGGGAGAGGGAGGAGGAGGAGGAAGACGAUAUCAAUUACUUUGAAGACAUCAUCUCGGAUGAUGAGGAAGAGGAACCUGAAGAAACCAAAGUCAAAUCAAUUAAAAGUUCUAGAGACCUGACGUACAAAGACUUCUUUGAUCCUGUUGAUGACAAUGAUGACUUAGUAGCUAAUGGUGUUGAAGAUGAUCAGGAAGAGGAAGUAGACAGUGCUAUUGAAAAGGAGAAUGAAGAAAACAUGUCUGAGGUGGAGGAUAUUAAUGAGAUGAUGGAAAAUGUGAGAGGUAAAAAGGCCUCUUCAAAAGUUACUUUUAGAUUGCCAGACGAUAGUGAAACUGAAGAUGGUACUGACAUGCAAUUAGAGAAGAGCAUUGAUCCCGGUGAAAUAAAGUCAUCUUUUGAAAAGAGACAGGAAAAGAUGAGUGAAAAAAUAAAAAGUUUAGAAGAAGAGUUGUUAGAAGAGAAACCUUGGCAGCUUAAAGGAGAAGUGACUGGACAAAAAAGACCGGAAAAUAGCCUUUUGGAGGAAACAAUACUCUUUGAUCAUGCAGUCCGAAUGGCUCCUGUGAUCACAGAAGAAACUACUUUUCAGCUUGAAGAUAUCAUUAAACAGAGAAUAUUGGAUGAGGCAUGGGACGAUGUAGAACCGAAAGAAAAACCAAAAGAGGAUGCCUUUGAAUACAAGAAGCGUAUCACUUUGGACCAUGAAAAAAGUAAACUGAGUCUUGCUGAGAUCUAUGAGCAAGAAUACUUGAAACUUCACCAGCAAAAAACUGAAGAGGAAGAAAAUCCUGAACACAAAGAAAUUCAGGAAAUGAUGGAUUUGCUCUUCCUGCAACUGGAUGCGCUUUGUAAUUUCCACUUCACACCCAAACCACCUGUGCCAGAAGUGAAAAUAGUUUCAAACCUGCCAGCUAUCACUAUGGAAGAAGUAGCACCUGUUGCUGUUAGUGAUGCUGCUCUCUUAGCACCAGAGGAGAUCAAGGAAAAGAACAAAGCUGGUGAUGUAAAAACAGAUGCAGAAAAGACUUCCACAGACAAAAAACGAGAGCGAAGAAAGAAAAAGCUUCGUAAACGUAUAAAGCUAAGGGAAAAAGAGAAACGUCAAAAGCUUCUUGAAAAGACAAAACCGGAGCAAGGCAUAAAACUCAGCAAAAAAGCUGCUGCAGCAAAAUUGAAAAAGCUUACAAAAGAAGGCAAAGCAACUCUGCUCAAGGAUGAAGGAAAAGACAAGGCCUUGAAAUCAUCCCAAGCCUUCUUUUCUCAGUUACAAGACCAAGUGAAAAUGCAAGUCAAAGAUGCAAACAAAUUAAAGAAGAAACAAAAGAAGCAGAAAGAAGUCUCUGUCCAUAAACUUAAAUUGUAAUUUAAGUUUUAAUACAUGCUCUGUCUUGUAUAUAUUAGAAUGUUUCUAUUUUAAUGCUGCAUUGGAAUAAAUGCUGGGUUUUAUACAUCAUUAAAAUGUUCUGUGAACCUC
This is a messenger RNA of Cygnus atratus (black swan), 2151 nucleotides long. It is a transcript of the gene MPHOSPH10, whose product is annotated as M-phase phosphoprotein 10. Gene Ontology annotation, cellular component: nucleus; sno(s)RNA-containing ribonucleoprotein complex; Mpp10 complex. NCBI's taxonomy places the organism in Eukaryota, Metazoa, Chordata, Aves, Anseriformes, Anatidae. The transcript is spliced from 11 exons. Bases 37 to 2040 code for a protein of 667 amino acids. The record is from RefSeq and is a predicted model, not a curated record. Gene Ontology annotation, biological process: rRNA processing.